This is a messenger RNA of Ostrea edulis (European flat oyster), 2067 nucleotides long. RefSeq names its product sulfotransferase 2A8-like. Gene Ontology annotation, cellular component: cytoplasm. Lineage: Eukaryota; Metazoa; Mollusca; Bivalvia; Ostreida; Ostreidae. Gene Ontology annotation, molecular function: sulfotransferase activity. The record is from RefSeq and is a predicted model, not a curated record. The transcript has 5 exons. The coding region runs from base 1102 to 1806 and encodes 234 amino acids. Gene Ontology annotation, biological process: sulfation.
ACUGAAGUCAAAUGCGGCGCAUGUCGACAGAGGAACGCGCAAGAACAGUUGGCAUGGUCCAUGCUGGUUGCAGUUUACGAGAGGUUUGCUUUCUUCCAUUACAUUCGAUCUUUUGCGAAAAACUUUCAGAUACACAGUGUAGGAAACAAUUUAAAAAUUCAAUUGAAUUGAUCAUUUUCACAGGUUGCUAGAAAUUUCAAUAGAGACCACAAGACCAUCGCAAACCUAAUCCGAAAAUUCAAUGGAACCGGAAGUGUAGCGGAUCUACGCCGACGGCCCAAACGGCGUGUAACAACCCCUCAACAGGAUCGCUUCAUAAGAGUGACCCAUUUACGCGACAGACAUUUGACAGCUCGAGCAACAGCAAGGAGCACAUUGGGAACACAUGGAAGACCCCUCAGUGAUCAAACUGUGAGAAACAGACUUAGGGAAAGGGGAUUGCGGACAAGAAGACCUUAUGUAGGGUUGGUAUUGUCUGCAAGACAUAGGCAACUUCGAUUAGCGUGGGCAAGACGCCAUAUGAGGUAUACGCGCGCGGACUGGGGACAAGUUCUUUUCACAGAUGAGUCCAGAUUCAAUUUAAGGCGAUCAGAUGGACGGUCCUACGUCUACCGCAGAAUUGGCGAACGAUAUAUUGACGCAUGUGUAAGGGAGCGAGGGCAGUUUGGAGGUGGUUCUGUCAUGGUGUGGGCGGGAAUAUCGUUUCACACAAAAACACCAAUGAUCCCGAUCCACCAGAACCUGAAUGCAGCAAGGUACCAAAACCUUGUCCUACAGCCAGUGGCAAUUCCGCACAUCCAAGCAAAUCGCGGAAUGGUCCUUAUGCAGGAUAAUGCCACCCCACACACGGCAAGAACCACCCAACAGAUGCUGCAGGGUCACAAUAUCCGCGUAAUUGACUGGCCCCCUUGCAGUCCAGACCUCAAUCCUAUUGAACAUGUAUGGGACGAGGUAGACAGGCGAGUAAGACAGCUUCCCCGCCGCAGAAUCUGGCAGAGCUUGAGAGAAACCUCAUUAACACUUGGAAUAACAUUCCACAAAGGUUUUUACACAAUUACGUGACCUCAAUGCGAAACAGGUGCCAGGCAGUUAUUCGAGCGAAUGGGGGACACACACGGCAAUCACUGGUUGAAUGAAAUUGUACCCCGUCUUCUGCAUUCUGUGCUGGACAUCACUCAUACAAUGAGCGACACGUUUCUGGAGUUGAUGCCAGAUCUGGAUUACCUACAAGCCAUGUCCUCCCCCCGAGUUAUGACGUCCCAUCUUCCAUAUCGAUGUCUCCCAAAAGAACACAAAGAAAACCGUGGGAAGAGUAUUCAUAUUAUCCGGAAUCCAAAAGACGUUGCUGUGUCUGCCUUUUAUCAUUUCUCUAGAGAUUCAACGGUUAAGGAUUACGUAUGUCCUGAAUGGUCUGGAUUCAUAGAUGAAUUUUUAUCUGGAGACAUUUUCUAUGGAAGUUGGUUUGACCGAGAGCUCGAGUGGGAACAAGCAGCACUGGAAAACCCCGGGAACAUAUUAAUUCUUUAUUACGAGGAACUGAAAACAAAUGGAUUAGAAACGAUGAAGUGCAUCUCUAACUUUCUUGGAGUUCCACCCGAUGUUGAAUUUCUGCAAGCUGUCUAUGAUAAAUGCUCCAUUGAUGAGGUGAAGAAAAGAAAAAUGGGCACUGAAUAUGAAUUCUUGUAUAGAAAAGGAGUGGUGGAUGAUUGGAAGUCCCACUUUACUGUCGCACAAAAUGAGAACUUUAAUCGUGUGUUUAAUGAUCGGAUGAAAGAUUCCAAGCUGCGCAUAAAAAUGAAUAUGUAAUGCAAAACAUUGGUUGUUCAGCCUGUAUUCUAGUACAUAUUGUUACAUGUGGCUUGAGUUACGGUGUGUUUAUCUUUGUUAUUCAUGAGUUAAAAUAAUGGAAGUUGUUUCUUGCGGAUAUUAAUACAUUUCAUGUUGAAUGUCAAAUGUACAAUGACUAACACGCUUGCAAAACAAAAUCAAUUUUUUAUAACAAAUACAAUUCUAACCUUUUACCGCAAUAAAUGAAAUGUCUACCAGUACUUACGUACGGUCAUAAAA